Panicum hallii is the source of this 899-nucleotide messenger RNA. Its product is annotated as probable glutathione S-transferase GSTF1. NCBI's taxonomy places the organism in Eukaryota, Viridiplantae, Streptophyta, Magnoliopsida, Poales, Poaceae. Gene Ontology annotation, molecular function: glutathione transferase activity; glutathione binding. The record is from RefSeq and is a predicted model, not a curated record. Bases 91 to 750 code for a protein of 219 amino acids. Gene Ontology annotation, cellular component: cytoplasm. The transcript is spliced from 3 exons.
AAUCCAAAUUACUCCACCCCACAAGGCCACAAUAAUUAGCGGGCAUAGCAGGGCCUGCUCCUUGCCCCGGCCUCCUCGCAAGCAAAGCAUAUGGCGCCGGUCAAGGUGUUCGGGUCCGCGGUGUUCGCGAACGCCGCGCGGGUGAUGGCCUGCCUGGAGGAGGUGCGCGUCGAGUACGAGGUCGUCGAGGUCGACUACAUGACCAAGGAGCACAAGGGCCUCAAACAUCUUGCAAGAAACCCGUUCGGCCAAAUCCCUGCGUUUCAGGAUGGGGACAUCAUGCUCUUCGAGUCCCGAGCAAUCUCAAAGUACGUGCUCCGCAAAUACGCCAAGUCAGCUCAAGACGACCUGCUGCGAGAAGGCAACCCGGAGGAAGCCGCGAUGGUGGACGUGUGGACGGAGGUGGAGGUGCACCACUACCUACCGGCCAUGGCGCCCAUCUUCUACGAGUGCGUCGUGUACCCUGCAAGGCUCGGCACCACGCCUGACCAGAAGGUCGUGGACGAGAGCCUGGAGAAGUUCAAGAAGGUGCUCGAUGUCUAUGAGGCACGCCUGUCCAAGAGCAAUUACCUCGCCGGGGACUUUUUCAGCUUUGCGGACCUCAACCACUUCCCCUUUACCUUCCACAUCAUGGCGACGCCGCAUGCGUCGGUCUUCGACAUGUACCCGCACGUCAAAGCGUGGUGGGAGAGGGUUAUGGAGAGGCCGUCGUUGAAGAAGAUCAGCGCCCAUAUGGAGAUCAAGGCCUAAUCGGUCAAGCCAAUAAAAUUGUAUGAGGAGAGGCCGUCGUUGUAGCUGCAUUGUAUGACUGUGAAUUACUAUAUGUGUUUUCUUUUUUACUGUCUGUCUUAUUGCAAACCAUUUGAUCCUGUAAUAUAAGGUUGCUGUUUCUCCCUCUA